Molecule: messenger RNA, 3331 nt
Organism: Neoarius graeffei (lesser salmon catfish)
Lineage: Eukaryota; Metazoa; Chordata; Actinopteri; Siluriformes; Ariidae
Gene: olfml2bb
Product: olfactomedin-like 2Bb
Exons: 8
Coding region: 233-2344 (703 amino acids)
Biological process (GO): signal transduction
Source: RefSeq, a predicted model, not a curated record
AGCUACAGCACAACCUGCACAGUCUGGAGAUCAACAGCACUUUUUUUUUUCUAAUUAAACAGGUUGUAUAUUACAUCAUAGAAGCUUUUCACAUCUUGGAGGGAUUAGUAAACUAUUAAAUUAAUUUAUUCAUCAAUAUAAAUAGUCUAUACAAAGCUUUCUGGACUGUAAACUAAGAAGAGAUCACUUUAGGACCCUUUAACGGUGAUUAGAGGAUUUCCGGAUAAUCAGAAUGAUGAUGCUCUCAUUAAGGCUGUUACUGUUGGCUUGGAGUGGUACACUUUGCUUUGUACCAUUGGCAUGGACUGGUGCGAUGGAGAGCGCAUCCCAACAAAACCAGGUUUUUUCAGAGGAAUUUGAAGAUGCAGUGCUGGAGGAUGAACUGGACAAUCAGGAGAACAUUUUAACCCAGCUCCUAGGUGACUAUGACAAAGUAAAGACUCUCUCGGAGGGCCCGGAUUGCCGCUGUAAGUGUGUGGUCAGGCCAUUGAGCAGGAGCGCCUGCAGACGUAUUGAAGAAGGGACUGGAAAGCUUGAGGAUUUCUACACAGUGGAGACAGUGAGCUCUGGACCCAACUGUAAGAAGUGUGCCUGCAUUACCCCUCCGUCUGCCCUCAAUCCCUGCGAAGGAGACUUCAGGUUUAAGAAGCUCCAAGAGGCUGGGAAAGAUGAUGUCAGGCUUUCCACCAUCAUGGACUUACUUGAGGGGGCUUUGUAUGGGAUGGAUCUGCUAAAGUUGCACUCAGUCACCACUAAACUCCUGGCACGUGUGGAAAACAUAGAAAAGUCAUUUUCCGGAAAUGUGACAAAGGAGCAAGGGAGCGUGAAAGAAGAGAAAGGGCAAGGGAAGGACUCGCGUGCCCACUAUCACCUGGAGAAGAAAAGACGAUUGAGCGAGCUGGAGCCCUCGCUGCAGAAUAAAGUGGCUGCAGCUUUCUCACACACAGAGAAGAAGUACGAGGAGAGGUUUGUAGGGAGCCAGGACUCCAGCAGGCGACUUAAGAGUCAUGCUGAAGAUUCAGAAGACCAGAAAUCAGUGAAGAGCAAAAUGGGACCUAAUGGGGUGAACAUCAGGAGCAUGACCUUCUAUAAAGCUGAUACUGAUGAUGAUGAUGAUGGAGAACAGAACGCAGGAAUAGAUGAUGUGCUGAGUGGUGACGGUUCAGUGGAUUUAAUAAUAGAAGACCAGAUCCCCAAACAACAGGACACUCAAUCCUCAGGCCCUCACAAUACUGCCACUAUGGCACCAAAACUGAACAAAGAAACCACCACAAACAUACUAACCAUCACAAAACAACCUAAACAGGAGUCUUGGGAAACUGAGAGGAUGAUUACAACUAGCACGGCAACGCCACUUUCAUUAACAACCUUCACCACCACCGCCAGCACCACCACCACCAUACAGCCAACGACCACCAACAGAUCAACGUCCAUCUCUGCUCCUCCUAAAGUUCCAAAACCACAGCACAACUCCACAUCUGCAACAAGAAAACAUAAAGUGAAAUCUCGACUCAGCUGGGACGAAGAAUCUGUAGUCUCUACAGAAUCACCAAAUAAUUCUGGUGUAUGCAAGGACACAUUAGCUACUAUUGCUGACCCUGUGACUCGCAAUACAUAUGGUCGCAAUGAAGGUGCCUGGAUGAAGGACCCAAAAGGCAAUGGCAAUGUCAUUUAUGUCACAAACUACUACUAUGGCAGCACCCUGCUGGAAUUCCGUGAUAUGGAUACAUUCAAGCAAGGACGCUUCAGCAAUUCCUACAAACUCCCCUACAACUGGAUUGGCACGGGCCAUGUGGUCUACAACGGCGCCUUUUACUACAACCGGGCAUUUUCUCAUGACAUCAUCAAAUACGACCUGCGUCUGCGUUACAUAGCGGCUUGGACCACACUGCAUGAUGCCUUGUUUGAGCACGAAGAUGAGGAGGCACCAUGGAGCUUUAGGGGACACUCAGACGUGGACUUUGCUGUGGAUGAGAGUAGUUUGUGGCUGGUUUAUCCGGCUCUAGAUGAAGAAGGCUUCCACCAGGAAGUGAUCAUCCUGUGCAAAAUCAAUCCUUUUGAUCUGCAGAAAGAGAACACAUGGAGGACGGGCCUGCGAAGGAACAGCUAUGGGAACAGCUUUGUAAUCUGUGGUGUCCUGUAUGCUGUGGACAGCUAUGAGCGCAUAAAUGCCACCAUUAGCUAUGCUUUUGACACGCACACACACACUCAGAUGGUGCCACGGCUGCCCUUCAUGAACAACUACACUUACACCACACAGAUUGACUAUAACCCAAAGGACCACAUGCUCUACGCCUGGGACAAGGGCCAUCAAAUGACCUAUGAUGUCAUAUUUGCCUAUUGAUUACUGUAUUAGAUGAUGUCUAAAUCAUAACUCGAUUACUGUUCUGCACUUUUUGUAAAAGAUUUACAAGACUCAGUGGAUUGUAGAUCAGUCUACAUGGUCAGUAUAUAUUUUUUAUAACACGCCACUAUUUUAUUGUUGUUUGUUGUUCUGAUUGCAUUGUGUAAAAUGCAUGUUUCCCUCAUGUGCUUAUCAUUUCAUGAUGAACAUGGUCACCGAGUUAAGGCCUCAGCAUACUUCAUGUGGCGAUAUCAUUCAGCUGGCUUUUAUGAAAAAUUUGAUGCAAUUGCAGAUGUCAUACAGAGGCUUCUUGCCAACCAUGUUUGUGACUGGUCAUUGCAAAUGAGGUGUACCCAAGAUUCAUUCUAAAAUAAAAAUAAAAAAAGAUGACUUUGAGAAGUGGCAAUCUUCUUCCUGUAGUCACAGAAAUUGAAACAGCACCACCUACUGUAAUGGAGCACUUGUACGCAACAGUCAGGGCAAAAACCACAGAGUGUGUGAGCUUGUUAAGCUUGUGCAGGUGGUUUUGUUGGGCAGCAUGGUGGUGUAGUGGUUAGCUCUGUCGCCUCACAGCAAGGAGGUCCCGGGUUCGAGCCUUUCUGUGUGGAGUUUGCAUGUUCUCCCCGUGUCUGCGUGGGUUUCCUCCGGGUGCUCCGGUUUCCCCCACAGUCCAAAGACAUGCAGGUUAGGUUAAUUGGUGGCUCUAAAUUGACCGUAGGUGUGAAUGUGAAAGGUUGUUUGUCUCAGCCCUGUGAUGAUCUGGCAACUUGUCCAGGGUGUACCCCGCCUCUCGCCCAUAGUCAGCUGGGAUAGGCUCCAGUUUACCCGCGACCCUGCACAGGAUAAGCGGCUAUAGAUAAUAGAUGGAUGAAUGGAUGGAUGGAUGGAUGGAUGUGGUUUUGUCUUCAACAAAACAAUCCUUUGCUGAUUCUGCAUUAAGUAUACUGAGGACUUUAAUGACAAAGUUAUUGUUACGGCUUGUAAAAA